AUCGCGCACACACACACCAUACAGACAUCCGACAGAACAGAACAGCGGUACUUCGGUACUUGACAGCAUCAAAACUGGGUCUGUGUCUGUCAUUGAGAGUGUUUUGGUUUAGUUGGCCGACUUCUGUCAAAUAGUGCUGCUUUUAGUUUUUACAGCUUUUAGUUACAUUCUUCGUUCAUCCAAUUUAACUUCAUGUAACUGUCGUUAUACAGGUACUCCAGGACAGCAUUAUGGCCUCCAAGUGUCUGUGUCUAGCUCUGCUAGUGGUGGUUGCCCAGGCAGAGAUCUACACAGCUCUUGUGGACAUGGAAGAGUUGCUGGAGUCUGAGGCUGCACUCCUGCGGACUCUGGAGGAUUACAUUUCAGCUCAGGAGGUUAAACUCCAACUCAUCAAAAAGAAGUAUUUAGAAUUCACCCACGAACAUGAAGAGGCCAGCAGAGACGCCACACACUACCUAUCCAAUCCUCUCAACGUGUUUCUGUUGGUCAAAAGACUUACCAACGACUGGAAAGAUGUGGAAACGACUAUAAAGAAUGAUAUUGGCCAAGAGGCCAUCCAGAACAUGACAACGCUGCGAGAGACGCUCAAGUUCCCGACGGAUGAGGACUUGACGGGUGCAGCUGUAGCACUCAUGAGGCUCCAAGAUACUUACAAGCUGGAGACUUCCUCCCUAGCCCGAGGGGAGCUCAAUGGUGUCCAGUACAGCACUCAGCUCACAGCGGCCGAUUGCUUUGAGCUAGGUAGGCAGUCGUACAACUAUCAGGACUUCUACCACACCGUCCUGUGGAUGACCGAGGCACUGAGUAGGCAGGAGCAGGAGCGUAAUCGCACCAAGGUGGAGCGCUGGGAGAUACUGGAGUAUCUGGCAUACUCCACCUACAUGCAAGGCAAUGUCAGGAGUGCUCUGCAGAUGACGGAUGAACUGCUGACCAUUGUGCCUAGCCAUCAGAGAGCUCUGGGCAACAAGAAGUUCUACCAGGCUGCCAUAGAGCAGGAUGCCACUCCUCUCAAGAUUGACCUGAACAAGAAGGUGGGUGACAGACCAAUGGGCGAGUUACCAGAACGUGAAAUCUACGAGAUGUUGUGUCGAGAUGCCAUCAGACCUUCGCCCAGCAUCACAGCCAAGCUCAAGUGUCGAUAUGUCCACAAUAACAGGCCCUUCCUCAGAAUUGCCCCGCUGAAGGAAGAAGAAGCUUUCCUGGAUCCAAGAAUUGUUCUAUACAGAGAAGCUCUGUAUGACUCAGAAAUGGAAAUUUUCAAGAAAAUGGCACAACCAAGGCUGAGGAGGGCAACAGUGCAGAACUACAAGACGGGAGACCUGGAAGUGGCGCACUACCGCAUCAGCAAGUCCGCUUGGCUCAAGGAGGAAGAGCACGAGGCGGUGGCACGCGUGUCACGACGUAUCGAGGACAUGACAGGUCUCACCACGUCCACCGCUGAGGAGCUACAGGUCGUCAACUAUGGAAUCGGUGGCCACUAUGAACCUCACUACGACUUUGCUCGGAGAGAAGAGAAGAAUGCCUUCAAGAGCCUCGGGACAGGCAACAGAAUCGCAACAGUCCUCAACUAUGUAAGUUUCACUAGAUUAGGGGGAGCCACUGUGUUUCCGGAGCUGAGGUUAUCCUUGUGGCCAGAGAAGGGGACGGCAGCAUUCUGGAUGAAUCUGUAUCCCCACGGAGAAGGAGAUCUCCGAACCAGACAUGCUGCCUGCCCUGUCUUGGCCGGUAGCAAAUGGGUGUCCAAUAAAUGGCUACAUGAGCGAGGGCAGGAGUUCUUGAGGCCUUGUCAGUUGCAGCUCGACCCACCGCAUCAGCCCAGAUGACACUAGCAAGUCUAAAGCCUCUUUUGCUGAUGAGUUCUUGAAGUAGCUUAGUAGAAGCUUAACUAAGGUUCUAUGUUUUUUACUUACGAGCAUACAACACCGUGACAAAGUAAUGUUAGACUGAACUUUAAUAGUUUUAAAAAUAAAAGCAAGGUUGUCGGCUAUAAAGAUGGCCCAACGGUCAUUCAUACUGAAUUGGUUUGUUAUGACCUACACAAAAACAUGAAUGGAACAGGGGUAAAGACAGGGAAAGACAUAAUAAAAUGUAUUUAUUUAUUGCUAUAGUACAUUUAGCAAGUUAUUGAAAUUGGAUAAUAUCCUAAUAUCCAACCAUGUUGGGAUUUGUAGUAUUUUGUUAAUGUUAUAUAGAAUGUUAUUUUUUUAGCGACAGAACAGCCAUUAAAAAUAUGCACAAUCUGCAAUUAUUAAAUAGCUAUUAAAAAAAAAAAAACAAGUUCUCAUACAACAUCUUGAAUUUAAUUAGAUGUGUAUAUAAUUUAUUUGUAAAACUAAUGUUGGAUAAUAUUUUUGAAAUGCUUAAUGAUAAUAAAUAUUAGUAACAAAUAUUUUUAACGUUCGAUUCGUCCAGCUUAAAAAUAAAUGUACCCAAAUAAUCAAUUGUAUGUUAUAUAAAUGGUAAAAGACAAAAAGCAAUAAAAGGAUGAUAUUUUGAGAUAAUCUAAUUAGAGUAUGAAUAAAACUGGAAAAUAAUGAUUUUUUUUUCUUAUAGAAGCAACCCGUCGUAGCCACAAUAGGAAAAUUUUAUCCAUUUUUGUCAUUGCCUUUGUUGCUAAGAAUAUGUUUUAGAAUUUCAAGCGUAAGAAGUUAAUUUCUUGUUUAGUAAACAAGAUCCUUUAAAUUUAUUAAAGAAGGAACAUUUUGUUAUCAUAAUUAAAAUUCCCAAAAUGUUUAUUAGAUUUUAUAAUUUUAAAUCAAAUUAUGACUUAAUUU
Messenger RNA from Homalodisca vitripennis (glassy-winged sharpshooter), 2774 nucleotides. RefSeq names its product prolyl 4-hydroxylase subunit alpha-2 (gene PH4alphaEFB). Lineage: Eukaryota; Metazoa; Arthropoda; Insecta; Hemiptera; Cicadellidae. The record is from RefSeq and is a predicted model, not a curated record. Gene Ontology annotation, cellular component: endoplasmic reticulum. The transcript is spliced from 12 exons. Gene Ontology annotation, molecular function: procollagen-proline 4-dioxygenase activity; L-ascorbic acid binding; iron ion binding. Gene Ontology annotation, biological process: peptidyl-proline hydroxylation to 4-hydroxy-L-proline. The coding region runs from base 231 to 1823 and encodes 530 amino acids.